This is a messenger RNA of Bipolaris oryzae ATCC 44560, 1353 nucleotides long. RefSeq lists its product as uncharacterized. Gene Ontology annotation, molecular function: transmembrane transporter activity. The coding region runs from base 1 to 1353 and encodes 450 amino acids. Gene Ontology annotation, cellular component: fungal-type vacuole membrane. Gene Ontology annotation, biological process: transmembrane transport. The transcript has 2 exons. The record is from RefSeq and is a predicted model, not a curated record. Lineage: Eukaryota; Fungi; Ascomycota; Dothideomycetes; Pleosporales; Pleosporaceae.
AUGGCUUCAACGCAGAGUGCCCAGUCCAACCUAACAUCUUCUCCACACAAUGUCGCACCACCGACACUGGACGAUAUUGAACUAUUCCAACACUCUGAUAAUGACGCUCCCCGCAACGAGGCAUCAUUUUCUCUGCCACCUACCGAUGGAGGCAAGGAUGCCUGGCUCUGCCUGUUUGGCUGUUUCAUGCUCGAGGCAAUGAUCUGGGGGUUUCCCUCGUGCUAUGGUGUGUUCCAAGAGUACUAUGCAACCAGUGAUGAGUUUGCGGGACAAAGAAACAUUGCAGUUGUGGGUGCUUGCGCAAUGGGCAUCAUGUACAUGGACAUCACUUUGUGGUUCGCUAUGCUCAAGUACUUUCCCAGAUUCCGCCGCUAUGCGACUCCGGCUGGUCUGGUCGUCGUCUGUCUUGCACUUGGCCUUGGGUCCCUGUCAACAACUGUCACCCACCUUAUUGUCACCCAGGGAAUCCUGUACGCGCUGGGCGGUGGUUUGGCAUGGACUCCCAUUCUCUUCAACAUUGAAGAGUGGUGGGUUCGUCGUCGAGGAUUCGCAUACGGGGCAACUAUGGCUGGUCUCGGAUUGAGCGGUGCCAUUCUUCCUCUAAUCCUGGAAUGGCUCCUCCAGUCCUAUGGCUUCCGAACAACCCUCAGGGUUUGCGCCCUCAGCUUUGUGGGCUUGAAUUUCCCAAUCAUCUUCUUCUUCAAGCCGCGUCUCCCUCUAUCUCAGACUUCGCAGUCUAGAAGCUUCGACUUGUCUUUCUGGACCUGCUCAAACUAUCUCAUCCUGCAGUCCGGGAAUGUCAUUCAAAGUCUUGGUUUCUUCCUUCCUGCAAUAUAUCUCCCCACUUUUGCUCGCUCCAUUGGCGCAAGCACUGUCCAAGGUACUAUAACCAUCAUACUUGUCAACGCGGCAGCAUUUGUUGGGUCUCUCUGUAUGGGCUUGGCCACGGACAAGUACCACGUGACCAACUGUCUGCUGGUCUCUGCACUCGGCUCAGCUGUGGGCAGUUUCUUAAUCUGGGGUUUCUCCACAUCAUUAGCACCCCUGUACAUCUUUUGCGUCAUCUAUGGGGCGUUUGCUGGGUGCCAGUCGAGUGCCUGGAGUGCCAUUGUUGCCGACACACAAAAGAAAAGAAGGGGUGCAGACUCGGGCUUCGUAUGGGCCUGUCUCUCCGCUGGAAAAGGCGUUGGCAACCUAUGCAGCGGUCCGCUAUCGGAAGCGUUGAUGCAUGCUGGCAAUUGGAGUGCAGGUUUUGCUUAUGGCAGCGGUUAUGGUGCAUUGAUUGCUUUUACUGGAGUGACGGCACUUUUGAGCGGAUGGGGAUAUGCGGCCAGGCGAAUUGGAUGGAUUUGA